CAAAAAAAAAAACACUUAAGCUACCAAACAAAUAGAGAGAGAGAGAGAGGAAAAGGAAGACAUAGAAGUGAGAGAAGAAAUGACAGUAGAAGAGGUUGGAGACGACUACACAAAAGAUGGAACAGUUGAUCUUCGUGACAAUCCUGUUCGAAGAUCCAUUAGAGGUCGUUGGAAAGCUUGUUCCUUCGUCGUUGUGUACGAGGUGUUUGAACGGAUGGCUUAUUACGGAAUAUCAAGCAACCUAGUGAUUUACAUGACAACCAAACUGCACCAAGGAACAGUCAAGUCGUCGAACAAUGUGACCAAUUGGGUUGGGACUAGUUGGCUCACACCAAUCUUGGGUGCUUAUGUCGCAGACGCUCAUCUUGGUCGCUACAUCACUUUCGUUAUCUCUUGUGCUAUCUAUUUCUCGGGGAUGAUGGUGUUAACAUUAUCAGUAUCCAUACCGGGACUUAAGCCACCAGAAUGUUCCGCGGCUAAUGUGGAAGAUUGCAAAAACCCUUCGGUUCUACAAUUAGCAGUUUUCUUUGGAGCGUUAUACACAUUAGCGAUCGGUACGGGUGGUACGAAACCGAACAUAUCAACAAUAGGAGCCGAUCAGUUCGAUGUGUUCGACCCAAAGGAGAAGAUUCAAAAGCUAUCGUUCUUCAAUUGGUGGAUGUUUAGUAUCUUCUUUGGUACUCUCUUUGCCAACACUAUUCUUGUCUAUGUUCAAGAUAAUGUUGGCUGGACCUUGGGUUAUGGACUUCCAACAAUGGGUUUGGCUAUUUCCAUUUCCAUUUUCUUGUUCGGCACUCCGUUUUACCGCCAUAAACUACCCACUGGUAGCCCAUUCACCAAGAUGGCUCGUGUCAUUGUGGCAUCAUUUCGCAAAGCCAAUGCACCGAUGGCUCAUGGCCUCACGAGCUUCCACGAGCUGCCUUCCCUUGAAUAUGAGCGGAAAAGUACCUUCCCCAUCCAAUCCACCCCAAGUUUACGAUUUUUAGACAGAGCUUCACUCAAAACAGGAACAAAUCAUAAAUGGAAUCUAUGUACAACCACAGAAGUCGAAGAAACAAAACAAAUGCUAAGAAUGUUACCAGUCUUGUUCAUAACUUUCAUCCCAAGCAUGAUGAUCGCUCAAAUAAACACUUUGUUUGUCAAACAAGGAACCACUCUAGACCGGAAGGUCACUGGAGCUUUCAGCAUCCCACCAGCUAGUCUCUCCGCUUUCGUCACACUCUCGAUGCUCAUUUCCAUAGUCAUAUACGAUCGAGUCUUCGUUAAGCUAACCCGAAAAUACACUGGAAAUCCAAGAGGCAUUACUUUGCUUCAACGAAUGGGAAUUGGUCUUAUCUUUCAUAUCCUCAUCAUGAUCGUUGCAUCUGUCACUGAAAGGUAUUGUUAA
Messenger RNA from Camelina sativa (false flax), 1387 nucleotides. Its product is annotated as protein NRT1/ PTR FAMILY 5.2. The record is from RefSeq and is a predicted model, not a curated record. Lineage: Eukaryota; Viridiplantae; Streptophyta; Magnoliopsida; Brassicales; Brassicaceae. Gene Ontology annotation, molecular function: dipeptide transmembrane transporter activity; tripeptide transmembrane transporter activity. Gene Ontology annotation, biological process: transmembrane transport; dipeptide transport. Gene Ontology annotation, cellular component: membrane.